GGCGGCGGCGGUGGUUACUAUGGCGGAGUCGGCCGGAGCCUCCUCCUUCUUCCCUCUUGUUGUCCUCCUGCUCGCGGGCAGCGGCGGGUCUGGGCCCCGGGGGAUCCAGGCUCUGCUGUGCGCAUGCACCAGCUGCCUACAGGCCAACUACACGUGUGAAACAGAUGGGGCCUGCAUGGUUUCCAUUUUCAACCUGGAUGGGAUGGAGCACCAUGUGCGCACCUGCAUCCCCAAAGUGGAGCUGGUCCCCGCGGGGAAGCCCUUCUACUGCCUGAGCUCAGAAGAUCUGCGUAAUACCCACUGCUGCUACACUGACUUCUGCAACAAGAUCGACCUGAGGGUGCCCAGUGGUCACCUCAAGGAGCCUGAGCACCCUUCCAUGUGGGGCCCUGUGGAGCUGGUGGGCAUCAUUGCCGGCCCCGUGUUCCUCCUGUUUCUCAUCAUCAUCAUUGUUUUCCUCGUCAUUAACUAUCAUCAGCGAGUCUACCACAACCGCCAGAGACUAGACAUGGAGGACCCCUCGUGUGAAAUGUGUCUCUCCAAAGACAAGACGCUCCAGGAUCUCGUCUACGAUCUCUCCACAUCAGGGUCUGGCUCAGGGUUACCUCUUUUUGUCCAGCGCACAGUGGCUCGAACCAUCGUCUUACAGGAGAUCAUUGGCAAGGGCCGGUUUGGGGAAGUCUGGCGCGGCCGCUGGAGAGGAGGUGAUGUGGCUGUGAAAAUUUUCUCUUCGCGUGAAGAACGGUCUUGGUUCCGGGAAGCAGAAAUAUACCAGACAGUCAUGCUGCGGCAUGAAAACAUCCUUGGAUUUAUUGCUGCUGACAAUAAAGAUAACGGCACCUGGACACAGCUGUGGCUCGUCUCUGACUACCACGAGCAUGGCUCUCUGUUCGAUUAUCUUAACCGGUACACAGUGACGAUCGAGGGGAUGAUCAAACUGGCCCUGUCUGCUGCUAGUGGGCUGGCACACCUGCAUAUGGAGAUUGUGGGUACGCAAGGGAAGCCUGGAAUUGCUCACCGAGACUUGAAGUCAAAGAACAUCUUGGUCAAGAAAAAUGGCAUGUGUGCCAUUGCAGACCUGGGCCUGGCUGUUCGUCAUGACGCAGUCACUGAUACCAUUGACAUUGCACCCAAUCAGAGGGUGGGAACCAAACGAUACAUGGCUCCUGAAGUGCUUGAUGAAACCAUAAACAUGAAACACUUUGACUCCUUUAAAUGUGCUGAUAUCUAUGCCCUCGGGCUGGUAUAUUGGGAGAUUGCACGGAGAUGCAAUUCUGGAGGAGUGCAUGAAGACUAUCAACUGCCAUAUUAUGACCUAGUGCCCUCUGACCCUUCCAUUGAGGAAAUGCGAAAGGUUGUAUGUGAUCAGAAGCUACGUCCCAACAUCCCCAACUGGUGGCAAAGUUAUGAGGCAUUACGGGUGAUGGGGAAGAUGAUGCGGGAGUGUUGGUAUGCCAACGGAGCAGCCCGCCUGACUGCCCUGCGCAUUAAGAAGACCCUCUCGCAGCUCAGCGUGCAGGAAGAUGUGAAGAUCUAACCCUGUUCCCCCUCCCCCUACACGCAACCGUGGGCAGCGAGAACUACACAUACAGCUGCUGUGUUGAGCGUACAAUGGAGGCCUACCUCUCGUUUCUGCCCAGCCCUCCGUGGCCAGGACGCCUGGCCCGCAAGAGGGACAGAGCCCGGGAGACUCGCUCACUCCCAUGUUGGGUUUGAGACACAGACACCUUUUAUAUUUACCUCCUAAUGGCAUGGAGACUCUGAGAGCGAAUCGUGUGGAGGACUCAAUGCCACGACUCAAACUGGUUGUAUUGGGAAGUUCUGCAAGCCCUGGCACACCUGGCGAACAGUCGAGAGCCAGUGAAAGGGGCAGCCUGGGAGGGGCUGGAAGGAGCCGAGUCGUUGCCAGUGCUGAGCAGCACUGACGGUUUUCCUUCAGGGACCAACCCAUCGCACACUGGAGAGGCCCACAGGGCCCAAAGGGCAGCCCCUCUCCAGGCAGCUGUAAGCCAAGUGUUCCCCUCCUCCCUCGCACGGACAUCUGGAGGGGUUGCCAGUGGAGACCCAAUCUGCCACUUGUCUGUCCAGCCGUGUGUGCAUGUGCCGAGGUGCGUCCCCUGUUGUGCCUGGUCCGUGCCACGCCCUUACGUGUGUGUGUGUGUGUGUGUGUGUGUAGGUACACACUUACCUGUUUGAGCUUCUGUGCAUGUGCAGGUCUGGGGUGUGGUUGUCCUGCCAUCUCUGCGUGCCGGUACCUCUGUGUUCAGUAGUGAGAAGCAUCUAGUUCUCUGGUGCCCGUCCCUGGAGGGCCCCUUCCCCUCCACCAGAGCCCCUGUGCCAUGGUGGGACUCCUUUCCCACAGGCUGCUCUGCCCACCCGCCCCUGUGCCAGCACAGCUCUCCUCCAUUUUAGACUGGAACCAAAGCUGGCCCAGUUGUCCAUGGCAGAAGGCUUUUGGGUCACAGUGUCAGAGAGAGGGUGGGGAUGGGCAGGGAAAGAAUCUUGGCAAAAGUCUUGGGUGUUGUCAUUAGCGACCUCCGUGGGGAAUGAGCCAGCCCAAGGGCAUCCUCCCCAGCAGCCCGAGGAAGGGCCCGGGAAUUUGAAGCCCAGAUCUUGGGACUCGGUUGGAAUGCCCCAUCUGUCUUUCCUGCCCAGAUUCUGGAAACAGCAGUGUAUAUUUUUGGUGGUGGUGGGUUUAGGGUGGGGAGGGGGCCGGGGGCAAGGAGUGGGGAGGGAGUCUGGGGCGGGCGGGAGGCAUCUGCAUGGGUCUUAUUUACUGGAUGAUCUGAUCAGGGUGGAGGGACGAUGUGAGAUUUGCAUCUACUUCAGGGGCCCUACUAAGGAGGGAGCAGCCUGAGCUGAACAUGUUAUUUAACCUGACUGUAGUAUUUAAUGACGUCUAGAAGCACGGUUGUGGGUGGUGAUUUGGUCAGCGUAUCUUAGGUAUGUAAUAACUUUGAAGCCAUAACUUUUAACUGGAGUGGUUUGAUUUUUUUUUUUUUUUAAUUUUAUUGGGAGGGUCUGGAUAUUUUUUUUUAAAUAAUGUUAAGUUUCGUAAAAGGAAAACCAUCUCUAUGUGAUGAUUACCUCUCAAUUUAUUUCUUUUUAAAAGAAAUCCCUA
Molecule: messenger RNA, 3121 nt
Organism: Orycteropus afer afer
Lineage: Eukaryota; Metazoa; Chordata; Mammalia; Tubulidentata; Orycteropodidae
Gene: ACVR1B
Product: activin A receptor type 1B
Biological process (GO): activin receptor signaling pathway; nervous system development; cellular response to growth factor stimulus
Cellular component (GO): activin receptor complex; plasma membrane
Molecular function (GO): ATP binding; activin receptor activity, type I; activin binding
Source: RefSeq, a predicted model, not a curated record